AACGAACCUUCCCCAAACGUCUCAUGAUCAUAAUUAACACUCAAGAUUUUUCUAAUAAAUGAUGAUGGAUAAUCAAGUAAACCAAAGCUGCUUCAGUGCUCAUAAAAUAUUACUAACAAUUUUUAAGUUAUACUUGAUGCAAAUCAGCUCAGAUUUAAAAAUAAUACAGGGUUAAUUAGGGCUAAAUAUAUUCAUAGAGGCUUUGGAAAUCCGAUGUACCCAAUGUGCUGAGGACAUGUGGCGUUCAUCAUGACCUCAGUCUAACCUGCAGGAAUAUUGAGCCUGUCAGUAGUAGUUUGGUCCCCAAUGGUUCACUGAAUAUGCAUUAGUAAAGACUCGAUCCUCUGUGUAACACGACGCUCACGGUGUCAGGUUUGAUGACAUUAGAAAAGGGGCGUGUCCGAUUGACCGCACGUGUCACACCUGUCCCCGCCCCCUUUUUGACGGACAUUUCUUCAGUUGGGUCUAGUACAUGUUGUGAAUGCGACUGGAGAAACGGAGCGAGUCGUGUCACGAUGGGACGAACUCUUGUUUCCCGCAGGCUGUCGGGAUGUUCCUGAGGAAGAAGAAGAAGAAGAGGAGGCUGGAGAUCUCCACGCCCAGGAACUUCGAGCACAGGGUGCACACGUCCUUCGACCCGGUCCAGGGGUGUUUCCUCGGUCUGCCGCCCCAAUGGCAGAGCAUCAUCGAAACACUCAAGAGACCCAAACCUGUGGUGGACCCGUCCAGAAUCACACACGUCCAUCUCAAGCCCAAGAAGAGCAUUGUGCGUGGCAGUUUCAUCGGACACGAGGACUACAUCUCUGCGGCGAUCGCUGAGAUGAGUCGACUCUCGGUCACCAGCUCAAACUCCUUAAGGAGAACCAGCCCGUCUUUGCGGAAACGAGCUCAAUCUCUGGGUCGCCUGGGAGAGGUAGCCGAAGGAGAGACGUACGAGUAUCAGGAACUGAACGAGGCGAAUCUGAGAAACGGUCAGUCGGUCUUGGACUGGCACUCCAGAUCCCGACAGGUCCAGAGUGAGAGUGGAAGUCCUCAACCUGACCACAAGAAGAGCUUCACUUUAAACCCAAAUGACUCACGGACAAGAUCCAAAUCAAUUCACGAGGCGAAGAUGUUCACGGAGCAACCGAUGCUCAUGCCUCGGGACAUUUUACUCGCGCCUAGAACUGUUCACGAACGGCUCGGCAUCGCUAAAAUGGACGGUAAAUUCAUCCAGAGACCCGUGUCGUGUCUUUACAGCACAUACAGAGAAAACGAUGGAGCAAAACUGAUCUCAGAACAGCCGAAGAUGGAAGCGCAGAAGAGGCCACAGUCCACCUACGACUUUAAGGUGAACUCCCCGACCUACGCGGCCAUUUCCAAACCCAACGGCACCAGUAGUCCAAAACCAGGCCAUGGAUUAAUCCCCAUCCAAACCACACGUCGUUCCUCCAAUGACAUCGUGGACGGCAACGAAACCUCGGGACCCCCGACCCAGGACAGCCCGUCCCAGCCCAGACCUCCCCCCACGGGCUCGUCGGAGAGUCCCACGCCCGCCAGUGCGCCGGAGCCCAAGGUCUCACACGAGCAGUUCAAGGCCGCGUUGCAGAUGGUGGUGGACCGAGGCGACCCUCGCUCGUACCUGGAGAACUUCGUGAAGAUCGGAGAAGGCUCCACGGGUGUGGUCUGCAUCGCACGGGAAAAGCUCAGCGGACGGCAGGUCGCGGUGAAGAUGAUGGACCUGAGGAAGCAGCAGAGGAGAGAACUGCUCUUCAAUGAGGUGGUUAUAAUGCGAGACUACAGUCAUAAGAACGUGGUGGAGAUGUACAAGAGUGCGCUGGUGGGGGAGGAGCUCUGGGUGAUCAUGGAGUACCUGCAGGGCGGCGCUCUCACCAACAUCGUCUCCGAAACCAGACUCACAGAGGAGCAGAUCGCGACGGUGUGUGAGUCCGUCUUGCAGGCGCUCUGUUAUCUUCACGCUCAGGGCGUUAUUCACAGAGACAUCAAGAGUGACUCCAUUUUACUGACACUGGACGGCAGGGUCAAACUGUCCGACUUUGGGUUCUGCGCUCAGAUCAGCAAAGACAUUCCCAAGAGGAAGUCGUUAGUGGGAACGCCGUAUUGGAUGGCUCCGGAAGUGGUUUCAAAGACGCCGUACAGCACUGAGGUGGACGUGUGGUCUCUGGGGAUCAUGGUGGUGGAGAUGGUGGAUGGAGAACCUCCAUACUUCAGCGAGACGCCGAUCGCAGCGAUGAAGAGAGUCCGGGACGAGCCGGCACCGUCUGCCAGGAACGCCAGCAAGAUCUCUCCGGUUCUGAGGGACUUUCUGGACUCGAUGCUGACGCGCGACCCCGUGCAGAGAGCCAGCGCCGGCGAUCUCCUGCAACACCCCUUCAUGCUUCAGGUCUCGUCUCCGCGCUGUCUGGUCCCCCUGGUGGAGCAAUACCGCAAGCGCAUGUCCCGAUGCUGAGACGGCCCGUCUGACCCGCCAUCCCACGGCCCGUCUGAACCGCCACCACGCCGCUAACCCACGGCCUCGUCCCGACCUGCUGAAAGCAUUGUUAGCCUUAUCAGCAGUUCAACGAGUCGGUGAGGUGUGUGUGUGAGCGACAGCAUCGCUGAAACAAUGACCUGAACUGUUUACAUUCCCAGUGGAAACACCAGUUCAACUUAAACUGAACAUUCAGCCAGCGUUUAUUUAUCUUCAUUACAAAUGACUUCAUUUUACUGCAUUGGACCUUGGUCAGGUUAGACGCCAUGUUGAAUUGAGUUUAAUGAGGAUUGACUAAAAGCCCUGGCGUACUUCAGACGAACCGCUGUGACGUCAUUAGUCGCGUUUCCACUGUCGGGCCAAAAGUGUGUUUGCUACUGUGUGUCGCGUUUCCACUGUCACUGGGGCUCGAUCGGGCCUCAUCGGGGCCGACGCCGGGGUUUGGGGCCCGCCGGAUACUUUGGUCCAACACUGACACUGUUUUUCAUGUUUAACAUGGUAAAGCUGCUUGAUUUCGGCAAUCUACUGCAAUAAGUGCUAUACAGGGGAAACUCAAAACGGUGCAAAAGUUCAGUAAUUCAACUUAAAAGCUGAAACUAAUAUAUUAUAUAGACUCAUUACAUGCAAAGUGAGAUAUUUCAAGCCUUUAUUUGUUAUAAUUGUGAUGAUUAUGGAUUACAGAUAUGCAACGCUUUUCAUAUCUGCAAUCCAUAAUCGUCACAAUUAGUUUCAGCUUUUAAGUUGAAUUACUGAACUUUUGCAGGAUAUUCUCAUGUUUCGACUCGAGUUUCACCUGUAUAUAGUGAGAUGAUCAGAUGAUCAGGUUUCUCACCGCUGUCAUUGUUUGUUUAUUGUGUUAUUGAGAGGAAAGUGCUGCACAUAUUUAUAUAUUCACCUAAACGUCGCUCUUAACUCCCUCAGACCUGAAUUAUGUUUCAAGUUUCUGAAAAAUAUAAAAGUACAUUUUACCAGCUCAUGAGGUUUCUGUAAAU
This is a messenger RNA of Pimephales promelas (fathead minnow), 3462 nucleotides long. Lineage: Eukaryota; Metazoa; Chordata; Actinopteri; Cypriniformes; Leuciscidae. The record is from RefSeq and is a predicted model, not a curated record.